Molecule: messenger RNA, 8826 nt
Organism: Geodia barretti
Lineage: Eukaryota; Metazoa; Porifera; Demospongiae; Tetractinellida; Geodiidae
Source: the annotation of a GenBank genome assembly
AUGCUGGAGAGGAUUACAUUCAAUCUGUGUGAUUCCACCCUCGUUUUAUCAUACAGCACAGUCAUUGACAUCAGCAGAUUCCCCGUGACAGCAAUUACACUUGAAGAUGGAGGAACGGAGAGUUUUACACUGGCAGAUGAAGGGAGUCACAUAUCUCCUGAAAGUGGUAGUAGCACUGUGACCAUUGAUAUUUCUGGUGAUUUGAACCCCCACCGAGAAGCUAUGCUGUAUGGUGACACAACCUCGGUUUCAAUAGAAGCGGAUUCAGCAUACGAUUUCAGCUUGCCACCUCGAGCAGCUAGUGCUGAGUCAAACACACCGGUUGAUGUAAUUGUCCCCGACGAUACUGAUUGUGGCCCGGUGCUAGUUAGCUACACACUGGACCUGAAUGACAGUGUGUUGUAUUUGAUGUACCGUGAAACAGUGGAUGUGUCUACCUUCAACCCAACAUUUUUGACUCUCCAGGAUGCUCGUUCUGAUGCUAUUGAAAAUGUUUCCAUUACAUCAAAUUCAUUUGAGUGUCUCAACUUCUCCACCAUUGUGCUGACUCUGAAUGAUCGAGAUGUCGAUGAGCUAAAUAUUCGUCCUGAAGUAGGAACUGGUGUUGGCGAUACCUACCUUUCAAUAGUAGCUAAUGCUGUUCAAGACAUCCUUGGAAAUAGUGCUCCAGCUAUUGACACUGAAAAUGCCCAGCAAGUUUCGGUAUUUGUGAAAGACACCAUCAACCCAAUCAUUGAACGGUUUGAAAUUAAUCUUGAUGCAAAGACUGUGAGUGUUCAGCUGAAUGAAGUAGCCGACCGCCUCUCCGUGAACAUGACACAUCUCACAGUCCAAGACACUCCACUAAAUCCAUCCCACACAUUCACCUUCACAGGGCACAAUAAUCCAACACAGAUGAGUCGAACAACCACCAUAGAGCUGAUCCAAGAUGAUGUAAACCAACUCAACACCCUGGAUAUUUGUACAACAAUGGAGGACUGCUAUGUUUUCGUAUCUGAAGGUUUCAUCACCGACGCUGCCGGUAAUGAAGUUGUGCCUACAGAACUCCAAGCAACAAACUUUACCAGUGACAUGACUAACCCUGCCUUUUCCCAGUUCCGCAUGAUGGAUGUAGACUCUGGGAUUAUGUCAUUGCAGUUUACUGAGACUAUUGAUGCCGAUUCGCUUCAAGUUAGUUCUUUGAGACUGCAGAGUACAGCAGAUGGAAGUGGAGCUGAUUUCACAAUGUACACACUAACCGGUGGAGAAAUACUUAGUGGAAGUAGCAGUGAGAUAGAGCUCAGAUUUUCCCAGGAUGAUCUGAAUGCCAUCAAACUUGAUGAUUUCCUGUGUACACGUCGCACUGACUGCUACAUUCGCUAUGCACCAGGCUUUGCUUCUGAUGCCUUUGGCAAUCCCCUGCCGGCUCUUGCGAAUCAGAUGACAAAUUCACAGCACUACCCACUCAUCUAUGUGCCUGACAGAACAGGUCCCACAAUAACAUCAUUCAAUCUUGACUUGGAAUCCUCACUUCUUGAACUCUCCUUUGAUGAAUGGUUCAGUGUUUCUAACUUUGAUCCACUUGCCCUAUCUCUCCAAGACUCUUCAACAGCCAGUACGUCCUACACUCUCACUGGCGGUACAGUCAUUUCAUCUAAUGACACUGGAUUGACACUUCAGUUGACAAGUGAUGAUACACUAGCAAUCAAGGCAGAUCCCAUCCUUGCUGUCUCACCUUCCUCGACCUAUAUCGUCAAUUCUCCAUCUCUAACUACUGAUGUUUCCAGCAAUGGUGCCUUUGAAAGAGAAAAUGGAGUGAAUGCCCUAAGAGUCAACAAAUUUGAUGAAGAUAUCACUGAUCCAACAUUUGUGUCUUUUGAGUUGUUCAACCACGAGACUUCACAGAUCUCUCUCAAGUUUUCUGAGCCAAUUGAUGUCACUACAGUGAACUACAGUGCUAUUACUCUACAGUCAGAGGAAACUGGAGGAAUAACUCUUCAGUUGGAUGGUGGACAAGCUGAACUAGCUACCACAGAUUUGACCAUUCUCAUAAUAACUCUGUCAUUUGAUGACCAGUUUAUACUGAGGCAAAUGAACACAUUAGCUGUCAGCCGAGAUUCUGCCUUUGUAGCUUUUGGACCAACAGCAUUUACAGACACAGCUGGAAAUCCAGUGAGUGAAGUACCAACUACUAGUGCCAUGAUGGCAGGACGUGUUACACUAGAUUUCUUCCCACCACAACUUGCUGGCUUUGAGCUUAACAUGGAGGAUAGUCUGUUGACCUUGACAUAUGAUGACAUCAUCCGCCCAAUGGAGUACUCUGCUAGUGGUGUGAAUUUCCAGAAUACGGCCAACUUCCCAACACUCUCAUACACACUAACAGGAGGAGUCAGUCUCUCUAAUGACACUCUGGGAUUCAUUCUUCCAGCCACCAUCACUGUUUCUGAUCUAUUACAGCUCAAGCAUAUCAUUGGCCUCGCCACCGGCAUUGAGGAUACAUACAUAUCUGCAACAUCAGAUGUGACACAGAGAGCUGAUGGUACAGCUGUGUUUCCAACUGCCGAUGUGCAGGCAACCAGCUUCAUUCGUGAUCAGACGGCACCUAAUGUUACAGCAUUUAGUCUCAAUUUGACUACUGAGAUUUUGACACUCUUAGCCAAUGAACCACUGGAUCCUUCCUCAUUUGAUGGUACAGGAGUCACUCUUCAAAACUCUCCAAAUGCUACAGGAAUUGGCAUUUCAAGUGUAACACUGUCUGGUGGCACUGCUAUGCAAACAGAUGAGUCCAUCUAUCUGAUUGACAUCCAGAUUACAACAUAUGAUUUAAACAGAAUGAAGCAAAUGGUUGAACUUGCUACAUCAACAAAUAACGUGUUUAUUUCCCUGGACUCCACAGCUAUUGCUGACUUUGGUGCAAAUGGAGUUAAUCCUAUAUCAGGAAUGGAGGCAUUAGACACUGACGUCUUUGGUACUGACCUAAUUGCACCUAGAAUUAGCCAAUUCACCCUUGAUCUGAAUGCUGGGGAAAUUGUAAUGAGUUUUACUGAAGUUGUUCGAGUCGACAUCUUUGAUUCUUCAAGUAUAACACUACAAACGGCUGCCACUGUAUACAAUAAAUCAGAUACAUUUACUUUUGUUUCACUCUCUCCACUUACUGGAUAUAGUUUGAACAAUCUAUCCAGCAUCAUACUGUUUGGUCUUGAGCAAUCUGACUUGAGUGAACUUAAAUUGCACGACCAGUUAGCUAAGUCUGGUACUACAUUUGCGACCUUUGAAUCUUCAAUCACAGUCGACAGUAACAACCAUGCCUUGGUCGGUGCUUCUAAUGGAAGUGCAGUUGAAGUGAGCAUAGUGGAAGACACAUCGGGCCCUGUUGUGGGAUCAUACACCAUUGAUCUUGACACGGGAGUACUGUUCUACACAUUUGAUGAACCUGUAGAUGAAAGCAGUGUGGAUGUAAUGGCACUGUCCAUUCCUCUUCCGAGCAACAACAGCUCCAUAUAUGUACUGCCUGAAGAUGCUACUGUUUCCCAGCAGGAGGAUAAUGAUGUCAUUGUUACUCUUUCGGCAGCUGAACUGACUAACCUGCUUGAAUUUGUCAACGGAGAGACUCUGGAUACAGUGUACUCCACACCAGACUUUGUGUCCGACAUCUUUGGGAAUGCUGCAAGAGAGGUCACCUCUGAUGAAAUUGUGCACGCAAGUGCCUUCUUCCCAGAUGAAACAGGACCUUAUCUCAAUGCUUUCAAUCUGGAUAUGAACACAGGAGUAUUGGAGCUUAACUUCAGUGAAGCUAUCAGGUUCAACUCAUUUGAUCCAUCGGGAAUUAUAUUCCAGAAUGAUCCUGUUGCCACAAGUAGCUACGCACUUACUACCAACUCUACGUUUACACUGACUCGUCCCAGAUCAAUUGAAGUACAGAUUGGUAGGAGGGAUCUUAGUGGUAUCAAGGCAGCAGCAGGCUUGGCAACAGCUACAGACAACGUAUACAUAAGUACCACUGGGAACCUUGUGUCAGAUUUAUUCUCAAAUGGUGCCCAGGAAACACCUGAAGGUGAAGCAUUGCAGGUAUCCACCUUUGUCCCAGACGGAGUAGCUCCCGAAUUUGUAUCUUUCACAUUCGGUGCUCUGGAUGGACGUGUGUCGCUCUCCUUGACUUUCACUGAAGUUAUUGAUUAUACAUCCGUGGAUGCAUUACUGAUUGAGAUAAGUGACCGAAUGGACGAAAUGUACAUGCUCCAGACCAGCUUUCCUCUUUCCAUCAACAGUGAGGUGAUCACAAUACCUCUAAGUGAUGGUGACAAUUCAGAUCUAGAGUUCAUUUUGAAUAACUUUGUGUCCCUUGGGAGGUACCGGAAUUCAACAUACAUCACUUUACCCGAAGGGGUGAUAAAAGAUGCUCAGGGAAUUGCACUUGAACCUGUAUCCGACCCUAUUCAGUCAUCCAAUGAACCAGGAGAUCUCGUACCACCUGAACUCAAUAGUUUCAACCUCAACCUCAACACAGGUGUGAUGACUCUCACUUUCUCAGAGACUAUCCAAGAGAGUUGGUUUGAUCUAAGCACUAUCACCAUCCAGCCGAUGGAAAAUGGUGGGACUGGUUAUUCCCUGACCAACGGCUCAGUUAUACCGAUUUCCAACACACAGUUCAUGGUCAAUCUAAGUUCUACUGAUGUUAAUAACCUCCAGGCUCUUACUGACAUUGGUACAGAUGAAUCCAACACUUACAUCUCUCUUGAAAGAGGCUUAGCUAGUGACAGUGGAGGUCUGCAUGUUCUUCCUAUACCAUCAACUGCGGCUCUCCAAGUUGUGAAUUUCACAGGAGAACUAAACCCACCAUCACUUCUCGGUUUUGAACUGAGUUUAAGUGGGUCUGAGCCUAUGAUUUUGACAUUCUCUGAAACUGUCUUGGUUAGUACUCUACUGAUAGAUCGUGUCUUUCUGCUCAGUGAACCCAGCAGCUCAGCAGUGGAGUUUGCCUUUACUGAAUGGACUGUGCUAUCUACUGAUGGGCCUGUGAUUGAAAUAGAACUCUCAGUUGCUGACAAGGGUAGCCUACAACAAUUGCCUGACCUUGCAACUUCUAUUGAAAAUACUUAUAUCCGUGUGACUGAAGGAGCAGUAAAGGAUUCGGAUGGUCGUGCGGUCAUUGGUUUGUCAAGAGACGAGGCUAUCCAGGCAUCUAAAUUCACACCUGACAUUCUUCCACCAUCACUUAUUCAGUUCACGAUUGACAUGGACAGCGGCCUGCUUGUACUAACUGCAGAUGAACCAGUUGAUGGUGCAACCUUUGUGUCUACAGCAUACACACUUCAAAACUCAGAGACGGCACCUUCCGUAUUCUUUUCUUUGACUGAAGACUCUGAACUCAUAAGGAUAACUGACUUCACCAUAAUAACUGUUGCAAUAGGUGACGAUGAUCUGAACAUGAUAAAGGCACUUGAUAUUUGCACGACCAAUACGACAUGCUUUUUGACCUAUGCUGAUGGAGCAAUUGCCGAUACAUUUGGAGAAACAGCGGAAAACAUAACAACUGGUCUAUCACCGUCUGAAUUCACUGCAGAUACCACCAAGCCGAGACUGCUGAGGUUCGAUGUAUUCAGCAGGGCAACAGGCAUUGUUAAUCUCACUUUCACUGAGACGAUUCGGUCUAGUUCGUUCGAUCCAUCACAGGUUACACUUCAGUCAUUCACGUCCGGCCCAUCUGUGACUACCUCCACUUUGAGUGGAGGUAAAGUCACAGAUAGUCCACCAACAGUUACUCUGACACUGACUGAUGAAGACAUGGCUGGCAUUCGCUUGAAUCCAUUCGUGUGUAUAUCGAGAGGUAACUGUUACAUCACUCUGACAGCCUCUACACUGACAGACAUAGCGGGAAAUGCUCUUACGGCAGAAAGUAGUGGCCUCUUGGCCGAUCGGUUUGUGUUUGAUGACAUUCCUCCAGUACUCAACAACUUCACACUGGAUGUUAAUAGUGGAGAGCUCACUCUAACAUUUUCUGAGCCUGUGUCUGCAGAGGUCUUUGAUGCAGAAGGAAUCACUCUUCAAGAUUCCAGGUCAUCUCCCAACUCGAGCUACCAGCUGACAUCGAGUAGCUUAACAUCAAGUGAUAAUGGAGUCGAAAUACUCGUAUCUCUCUCCAACUAUGAUCUGAACCAUAUCAAAGAGUCCCAGUUGGCUCUCAAUGACAAAAUAUUCAUUGCUCUCACAGAAGAUGUCACACGAGAUUUAGCUUUAGUCCCUAAUCAACUAAUGCCAACUGAAGUGGACAAUGCUUUGCAAGUACAGGGAUUCGCUGGCGAUAAUGAUCCACCAGAGCUGCAACAGUUCAUACUCGAUCUGACUGAAGACACCAUCCAACUUGUUCUGGAUGAACCUAUUAAUACCACAGCAAUAGCUUACUCAGAAAUCUUCCUUGGACUUUCACCUACUACACCAAUCAUAUCUCUGGAUGGUGCAAAUCUAACCAGUACUAUGAUCAGCAGUACGGUGUCGGUAACUUUCAGUCUGGCACCUGAAACAAUCAUUUCCCUGAAAUCAAAUUCCAACUUUGGCACUGACUCUACCAACACAUACCUCAUUUUAAAUCCAGGUGCUGUGAUGGAUUUCGCAGGUAACGUUGCCUCGCAAGUAGAAACCCUGGAUGCAAACGUUGUGUAUCCUGAUACAACAAAUCCCCUUCUGAUUAGGUUCGUUCUCAACCUUGAAAGUGAUGCCUUGGAACUGACAUUCAAUGAUGUAGUCGAUCCAAGAGACUUUGAUCCUACUGGCAUAACCUUACAAGGUAGUCAGUUUAGAGCUGAUUCUGGUGCCUACUACACUCUAACUUCAGCAAGUACAGCACUGACAACUGCUAGUGGAUUUUUACUCAAUGUGAGCCUCUCCACAGAUGCACAAGUGAUUCGAGAAAACCAAGGUCUUGGAACAAGCAUUGAUGACACCUAUAUUACAAUGCUUGCAAGUACAAUUGAUUCUCCAAGUGGUAUGGAUAAUGCAGCUCUGACUGAUGGAAAGGCACUGCAGGCUUCUAAUGUCAUCUUUGAUCGCCAGCCACCAAUGCUACAAUCUUUCGACCUGGAUUUGGAUGAAGGACUACUGAUAAUGUCCUUCAACGACUUCAUUGAUGAAGAUUCUGUUCAGUUGACACAUAUAGUUAUCCAAGACCAGGAAUUAGCCACUCCAGGCAUCACUUACCGGCUUACUGAUAGCAGUACCGUGUCGGUUGCACUUGACAAACUGACAGUUUAUCUCUCUGACACUGAUCUGAAUGGAAUAAAAUCUACCGAAGGUCUAGCUACGAGCUCUUCAAAUACCUAUCUCAGAGCUAAUUCCACAGCUCUUACUGAUAUAUCAGGCAUUGAACUUGUAGCAGUGUUAGAUGGAGCUGCAGAGAAAGUGUCUAGCUUCACUGCUGACACUACAAGACCAUCUGUGGAGAGCUUUGUUCUAGACCUUGACAGUGGAAUAAUAUCACUGACGUUUGACGAGUUUGUAGACUUAUCCAGUCUUGACACAACUCAGAUAUUUCUGCAGAGCAGGGCUGACAGCAAUGCUGGACUAACUAAUUCUGUUACUCUUUCAGGGAGUCAACCUAUUGAAGACACAAAUACCGAUGAACUUCAGCUGCGACUGCCUAUUAGCACACUGACAGAUGAGUUCUCUGAUACCUUUGGCAGUUUGAGGACCAAUACCUUCCUGACUCUCACUCUGUUUGCUGCUUCAGAUCUCGGUGGCCUCCCAGUUCAACAGAUAAGCAGCAGUAAUGGGCUAAUGGCAUCUGAUGUGACUCCCGAUCUUAACCCACCAACACUUGUUGCAUUUGAUCUGGAUCUUGGUGAGUCACUUCUCACCUUGUCCUGGUCAAAGCCGGUUCUAGACUCCACCCUUGACUUUAGUAGGCUUCAGGUCCAGAACAUGGCCGCCAGCUCACCGACACGGACACGUGCAGUGUCAUCUAACAGCGUGACUGGAGGCGAAGAUGGAUCUGUAAUUGAGAUCAUGCUGACAUAUGAUGACAGUACAUUCUUGAAAGAAACAUCAAAUAUAGCUGAUUCCAGAGCCACAACUUUCAUUAGUGUAGGAGCCAGUGCAGUUAAGGGAGCUCUGGGAAACAGAGAAUCAACUGAAAUACUACCUGACAAUGCUCUGCAAGUCAAAACUUUCACUGCCGAUAGACAACCACCUGGAGUUGUGGCAUUUAACUUGGACCUGAAUGCUAAUUCUCUCAUAAUAACCUUUGAUGAGAGGCUAGCAGAUGUGACACCCACAGCAAUCCAGUUUCAAGAUUCAGAAUCUUCUGUGAACUACACCUUCACAGAUAGCUCGCACGUUUUCUCUAAUAAUCUCGUAACCUUGUCAUUGGGUCCAGCUGAUCAAGAUGGAAUCAAGUCAAAUCCAGGGUUCCUUACAAACAGUGUGAUUGCUUUACUGAGUGGAUCGGCUACUGAUAUAUCUGGAAAUGAGGUUACAACAACUGAAGUCUAUGAAGUCAUUGGUGAAAUCACGCAAGACAUGAUUCGACCUGUACUGGAUGGCUUUGAUCUAGACUUGAGCAGAGAGAUCUUAAGCCUUUCAUUCAGUGAAGUUGUUGACACCUCUUCAAUUCAACUAUCGGAACUCACCAUUCAAAACAUGCGGUCUGUAAAUCCAUCAUCACCGUAUGUACUUACCAAUUCCAGCUCCGUACGUUCUACCCUGGGAAGAGUAGUGGAGGUUCAUCUGAUUGGUAGUGAUGCUAUAAAUAUCAAGGCAAACUCAGCUCUUGCUACUGCGACAGACAACACUUACAUCGUUGUUGAUUCUAAUUUCAUAGCAGACUUUGCUGGGAAUCCUGUUGUGUGCCAUUGA